CUUAGCUGGUGACGCGCCGCUGCUGUUAAUCAUUCACCAGCCGGGGAGCAGCAAUUGCCGCCGCUCGGAGCGACGGCGCUGGCAGCCGCCUCUCUCCCGAUGCCCGCGUCCCGCGGCCGCCGCGCCGGCAUCCCUGGCGGGAUGAUGCCCAGCGCAGCCGGCGGCGGACGCCUGCUGCUCUGAGCGGGGCCGGGGGGGUCCGGGCAGAGGAUGCUCCCCAAUGGCACCUGCCCCAGGCUUCCGGGCGGUGCAGGCAGCGACAGCGGCGGCAGCGACAGCGGCGGCAGCGACAGUGGUGGCGGCGGAGCGGGUGGCGCCUCGGAGGAGGCGGCGGCAGAGGGCAUGGACUCGGGCGGCAGGAAUUCCUCUGGCGCUCCGAACAGCACCCUGAGUGAGUCUCAGGGCAGCGCCAUCCUCAUCUCAUUCAUCUACUCCGUGGUGUGCCUGGUGGGGCUGUGCGGGAACUCCAUGGUCAUCUACGUGAUCCUACGUUAUGCCAAGAUGAAGACAGCCACCAACAUCUACAUCCUCAACUUGGCCAUCGCGGAUGAGCUGCUGAUGCUUAGCGUCCCCUUUCUGGUUACCUCCACCCUGCUGCACCAUUGGCCCUUUGGCUCCCUGCUCUGCCGCCUGGUGCUCAGUGUGGAUGCCAUCAACAUGUUCACCAGCAUCUACUGCCUGACUGUGCUCAGCGUGGACCGCUACAUCGCUGUGGUGCACCCAAUCAAGGCGGCCAGGUACCGCCGCCCCACUGUGGCUAAGAUGGUCAAUCUGGGUGUCUGGGUGCUCUCCAUCCUCAUCAUCCUGCCCAUCAUCAUCUUCUCCAACACAGCAGCCAACAGUGAUGGAACAGUGGCUUGUAACAUGCUCAUGCCAGAGCCCACCCAGAGAUGGCUGGUGGUCUUUGUGGUCUACACCUUUCUGAUGGGCUUCUUGCUGCCUGUGGUGGCCAUCUGCCUCUGCUACAUCCUCAUCAUUGCUAAGAUGCGCAUGGUGGCCCUGAAGGCUGGCUGGCAGCAGCGCAAACGCUCAGAGCGCAAGAUCACCCUCAUGGUCAUGAUGGUGGUGAUGGUCUUUGUCAUCUGCUGGAUGCCCUUCUACAUUGUGCAGCUGGUCAAUGUCUUUGUAGAGCAGGAUGAUGCCACCAUCAGCCAGCUCUCUGUCAUCUUGGGCUAUGCCAACAGCUGUGCCAACCCUAUCCUCUAUGGUUUUCUCUCAGACAAUUUCAAGCGGUCCUUCCAGCGGCUGCUCUGCCUCAGCUGGAUGGACAAUGCUGCAGAGGAACCCAUCGACUACUAUGCCACUGCCCUCAAGAGCAGAGCAUACAGCGUGGAGGACUUUCCCCCAGACAACCUGGAGUCAGGGAGCGUGUACAGGAAUGGCACUUGCACCUCCAGGAUUACCACCCUCUGAGGAAGCAUUCCUGUCCUCCAGCUCCCUUACUGCCCCCCAGCUGGAGGGUGAGCGAAGCCAGGGCUGUGGCAUGGGGAGGCUGGGAGGGAGGGGAUUUUGGUCCUGCCCACUGCCACCAGUGUUUGGCACAAGAAAGAGCAAAGAAAACCCUGUAUCCUUGAUUUGCUGCCCCCCUGCACCCUGGUUGCCCCCCUUGAGAAUAGGUGUAUUAUCUGAUGCUUUGACAUCCACUUAAUGAGUUGUGGAUCUCAUGGGUUAGCUUAGGGUCUGGUAGCCUGGCUCUGCCACUCUCUGUGUCUGACAAGUGGCUGUAAAGGUCCUGCAGAGACUCUCUGUCCGUCUUUUGUACAGUUUGCCCUUCCCCUUGGCUGGUGGAACACCCCAGGCCACUGAGUCGAGCCUGCCUCAGUCGAGCCCCAGCAUUCAGGCUCAGACUCCCCACAGCUGAAAAUGACCCCAUACAACAUCUGUCAGUACACACACCCCCUUCAGAGAUUAGAAAUGCUGGAAAAAUUCCCCCCAACACAUACCUUGCCCUCCCCCAGGAAGGAAUGAGUAGCCUCUCUCUGUGCCUACCAUUCCCUCCCCCCAGAAUAAAAUAGAAAGCAGGGAGCAAAAAGUCCUCGAGAAAGAUAUUUUUUUGCUUUGCAGACAGCUUCCAUCUCACUGGGACUUUGACUCUCUGUGCUACUUGGCAGAAGCAGAUCAGAAAAGAUCUUAGGAAAAAAAUGUGAUUAUUGCUGUGGUUUGGAGCUGUGCGGCAGGUUGCUCAUGACAGGAGAUAAGCAGUCCCGUGACACAUAAGGAGCAGAGAGCUGGGACUCACUGAGAUGGCAGCUGGGAGGGACUGCUGAGUUGGGAAAUGCUUGAAUCUGUCCACACACACAAUAAAGUGUGCUGAUAAUAAAGUUUAAAGGGAGCACUAGACUGUGAAUCUGCUCUCGAGUCUGCUCCAUCAGCUGUGAAACAGAAAUGAAGGGAGCUGAGACAGUUUUUGAAUGACUUGGAUGAUGGUAAAGCCACUUUAGUCUAUAUGGAAAAAGGGGGAGUCAUUUAAAAAUCUCCACCAGUCUCUGAAACGAAUACUUGACAGAAAAAGUAGCUGUUCAGUAAUAGCUAUUACCCUAGCUCCAGUUUCUUCUGUUGCACUAAAAAAUCCCAACAAAAUGGGUUUCAUAUGUUGCCAAUAUAAUAUGCUGACCCAGAGCUUCUUAAUGUUUCAUCUCUGAGAAUUCUUGUUUUCAAUGUGUGCCAGAUGUCUUCUUGUUAGAUUUUUAUUUGAUCCUUGUCACUGUGUUGUGAACGUGUUUUUCUGAAGCAAUUUUUACUGUGUACUUAUGGCUGUGGUGGCUACUUGCAAGGUUGCAUUUAAAAUGGGUGAUGCUCAAGAAGGAUUCUUUCCAGAUAAAAACAUUGUCAUUUUUUCUAACUCUUUCAUUUACAUUGUCUCCCCUACAGAAAUUCUCUCUUGAAUUUUAUCUCUUCUCCUCUUAUGACAAAACAAAUUUCAUAUAGACAGAUGAAGCUUUCUUUGAUAAAUGACAGCCAAUUAAAUGAAACCUCCUCUCCCUACUCCGUUUUACCCCACACAGAAGCAUCGGUACAGACUGUGUUGAAAUUAGCAAUGUUUUUUGCUUUCUAUCACCUAUGCUAACAGUGUCACACAGUGGCAAGUGUCCCAGUAGCUGUGACAAAUCAAUUCUCUAGCACAAUACUGUGGUUGUAUCAAUUAUAACUAAUGGCAAUAUGAAGCAAGAGACUGGAAAAAUCUCUAGUAGCAGCAUACCCAUAGCAUUGUACUCGUAGCUGCAGUGCUUAAGUACAGUGUAAAGUGUAAGGCUGACAGUUAAGGUAUCUAGUAUUUGUAGUGGUGGAUUUACUACAGGUUUUUGUUAAAUUAUACCCUUUAACUUUUCUUGGCAGCAAAAAGCAGGAUGUACAUUUCUUUCACCAAAACUUAGGUACUGUUAAAUGAAUGUAUAAAUCUAGUAUUUCAAAGUUGUCUGAUUCAAAGUCCAUCAAAAUGAGAGAAAAAAAUCUUAACUCACUUCAAUGGACUGUGAGUCAGCUCUUUUAAGUCUAAAAAUUGCUAAUGUGGAAACUGUUACAUCCUUAUUAAAAUAUUUCAUUAAAAGCUUUAACAAUUGUACAGUUUCUUUUCUUUUACUUCCUAAUGGGCAUGAUUUUAAGAAAAUUUUCAAAUAUUAAAUUUUGUAAUAUUUUACAUGUACAUAUGGGGAAAUGAGGAUGAAAUUGCUUUAUAAGCUCAAUUAAAUUUUCACAGAAUCAAAUGUCUGUCAAAACAGUAAAAUGCCCCAUAAUAUCCAUGAUGCUAUUUCCAGGGCUUCACUUGACUUCUCACUCACAAUAUCUUCAAGAUGGCAUAAAUUUCAUAAUAUUAUGUGGUCCUUUUCACCCAGGCAUACUUAUCUAUGGUCAGAUUACACAGAGAGUCAGUCUACUUUUUACUGUUGAAUUUGUUUAAUAUCAGACACGAUGAAGCAAGAGUGAAAAAGCAUAGAGAUUCAUACUGCAUACUCAGCUUUGAUUAAAAGUUGAAUUGGGUUUUGUUCUUUCAUUUUUUUUUUUUUUUUUCUCAUUGCCUGCACUCCUACCAGCAUAUGCACUUUAAUUUCAGUUCCCCCAGGCACAUGGCAGAGCUUGGGCUGGGCCUUCGGUAGAUGGCAGGCUUGCCUUCAGAUGGAUGGACUGAUUCACCCCCAGCCAGUACUGCCCCUAUGAUUCCUGGCUCUGUGUGGUUUCAGCUGGAAACAAAAUCUGUUUAUCCCAAACUAACAGUCGCUCCUGCUAUUUUUCACUCUGGGAGAGGUGAUCAACCUCUCAACACAGCAGUAAAUCAUUCAAUUUAUCUAGAAAGGAAGUUAGUUAGUUCAUUCUGUGUUACUAUUCUAAAUAGUAGAACAUAACCACUGGAAAGACAAAAAGUUGUUCUCAUGAAAUCAUAUGUACCAGAAAAUAAACAGAACUCUUUUUAAUCCUUUCCAAAAAGUAUUCAGAUUUCAUAUGGAAAUUAUUUUAACUAAUGCUUAAUUUAUUGGAAAAAAUAGGACAGUGAUUUAUUUCUUGGUGAUUUUUUGACCUUUUUAUACAGCUACAAGUGGGUGAAUUGUAAUUUGUAACCAGCAGAAAUAUUUUUGCUAUUUCCCCAUGAGUUUUGGUUUAUAUUCUAAAAAUACUGCAUUCACUUUGUCAUGGAAAUUGACAUUGUGGCCCCUGAAAUGCAGGCAAUCUUUGCACUUUGUUUAGCCUGAGACCUAUACCCAGCAGUGGGACAGCACCAAGCAGUAUCCAGUCAAUGGACUGGACUGUUUCCUGUGGCAUGUAUUCCAGAGAACAGUCCUCACGUGGAACUCACAUCAGCUGGGCAGCACACAUCAGCUGCAGCAUUUUGCCACUCAAAGAAAGGUGCACAGGAAAUCACUUUCCUUUCUCACCAGGCUUCCCAGGGCAGUAGCAAAGGCAACACGUCUCAGAAUCCUGAGGCUGGCUGCUACCUGCAGUGAGUGGACUUGAGGAAAACUGGUCACAGAGGCACUUUACAUCUGGACAGUGGAUGACAAAGGUGAGGGUUGCAUGCAGCUAUGCAUGCCUCUUUCGAUGGUCCCUACAGCAGAGAACAUUAGACAGAGGAUGGUUUCUUUGCAUUCGACUCUUAAAGAACCCAUUUGAUAUUUUCACAGAGAAUGAGAAUCAGUUUUCUGAAUGUAAUGUAAGAAUUUCUAAAAUGCCAGCUUUCCAGUUAAUCAGAGUUUUAAAACAGGCUUUCUGAUUGUUUCUGGAAAUCUAAAAAUCUGCAUUUCUAAUGUUUAUGGCAUCUCUAUUAACACUGACUAUUUGCUGUAUUUUAACCUGUUACCAAAAUCAGAAUACUAAUUCUAAAUAUGAAACUAAGUCUUACUGAAAUAAAAUAACCCAGUGAUGUCAUACAUUCAUGUUAUAUAAGGUUUGACUUUGCUGUAUUUCUAGAAUAGUGACAAUUUAUUGUCUUAUAAUCCUGAUUAAAAAAAGAUUAAAGAAAAAUAAUAAAAAAAAAAAAAAGAAAUUACCCAAGAAAAAAAUAUCAAUCCAGUGUUCUAAAUUCUGUAAUUUUAGUCCCUAGGAACCUUACUUGACACCAGGGCUCUACAGACAAAAAUGUGAAUUAUGAAUCUCUUCUAGAGAAUAAAAUAUUUCUACUGAAUUGUGUAUUUAGCACUUAAAUCCUCUUCAAUAGAGCCUUAUUUGGCUGAUAACUUCAGGCUAAGCCACAGGAAGAAAGGAUGGUUUACUAAUUAGAUUUCUCUUUCAGAAAAAUGCUUUUAGAUAUUACAUUUUGUGGAGAGAAAUGGCCAAGAAAAAUAGAUGAACCUGAGAGUAUUUCAAAGUAUAUCAUUACAUGGCUACAAACCAAGCAAAAUUUUGACAAGACAGAUGCUUUUCAAUAAAAGCUAAGUAUGCCCACUCCCUUCCAACUUUGUUUCUCCAAAAGCCUAAAAUCUGGAUUUGGCAGAGCAAUAAGCAGCUAUGAAGCAGAGAUAGCAAGGUGUUGUAUCCUGCCCGAGGUAUAUAGGUUUUUGUAUCCAGUCUGAAUGGAAUACAUUUGUCAUUACAUGAUUAUCAUGUCUAUGAUGGAUAGAGUCACCUUGGAAACUAUAUAAAUAUACAGAAAAUUCCUUCUAUCCUCCAUUCCAACCCCUCCCCCACCAAAUGCCUUUUCUAUACAGGUUCUUACACUGUGUAAUAUGCCUAAGGGUUCUUGAGCUUCCUAAUUAGAAAGGCUCAAAUAAAAGUGCCCAAAUUCACAGCAUAGGGAAGUUGUAGGACAGCUAACAAUUAACAGAUUUUUAACUUGGGGUUUGAAUUGUGUUGCAUUUAUGACCUGGAACAGGAUUGUAUGGUCUCCACUUACCUUGUUGGUGAUGGUGCUGUUGUCAGUGCACGUGUGGGCCCUACCAGCCCAGGGGGAGGUUCAGGAGGGUGCUGGACUGCGCUGCACUUCAGAAAGUGAGCAAUGCCAGGUGGCACCAGUGCUGCUGCCACGGGCCGAGUAUGGCACAAGCUCCACUCAGGCACACAGAACUUGCCUGUGCUCAGAUUCACAAUGGAAAGCCCAAGGGAUUGCUGGUCAACUGGAGUGGUCCAAAACAUGGCAAAGCUGGAUAUUUGCAGGAGAAUGGAUAUAAAAGAAGGCCAGACUGGUGGAUACUUGAUAUUGAGCAGACUGAGAGAGAAGAAAUGUGAUAUGGAGAAAAAUCAAGUAUGUGAUGGCAGGAGAGGCCAUUUUGUUAAGAACAGAGGAAAAGAAGUAGAGUCCAGUACAGGCAUUGCAAAGCAGGAAUUUGGCUCUUUCACAUAAUUAACUUUCACUGUUUAGAGUACAGGAAAUACAUAAACUCCCAACCCAGCAAAAAAUAUUAAGUGGUGCUUUUUAUGUCAGCUGCUGUUUUCCAAGCUGGUUGUUAUUUUUGAAGUUUAGAAAGUAGCUAGGCAUUUUUUCUAAGAACUACAUGACAAUUUAGAUACUUCAUGGAAUUACCAGAAACUCAGGAAAAACAAGACAGAAACAGAUAGAUAAAGGAUUUUUCUGAAUGCUUAUUUAUUUUGGAUUUUUUUUCAGAUGCUUUGAAUUUCACAGAUUUUUUUUUUUCUUUAUCAUUAAAAUAGAGGAAAAGAUCUAAUAAGUUUUUACUUAACACAAACCAAGAAGAAACUCAUAUUGGCAAGACAGAAAUUGAAUACAGAGGAAUUUUCACUGUUCUUUCACUGUCAUAAAGUAAAAUUUACAGAACUUCUUACUUGAGCAGAAUCUUCAGUACAAUGACUGGGAAAAAUCCUUUCCCUUAGAGAAAGAUAUACUUGUAAGAAUGAAAGUAAUGUAACACAUUCCUCUGCACAGACAUUACAGACUUUGAUCACUUAUAAUCUCACUCAAGCUAUCUGUACUUUUGAUCUUAUGCUAUGUUUCAGAGAACAGUGUAAAUCAUUCUUAUCAGCCAAAAACACAAGGCCUGCUGGUUACAUUCCAAAUACAAAACCAUGCUUUUCUGACAGGUUAUAGCCCAUGUGCUGUUCCUGGCUUAAUGACUGAAAAUAUUUAUUUGUUUGCAAACCACCACAUUUUGAGUAACAUAUGCAGCAAGAAAAUGGUUAGGACAGAUACAUCCUGGUAGAGAUGGACGCUUGCCUGUCUUUCUCAUUUUUCCCUCCUCAGCUCAUCCUCUCUGUGAACCUGCAGUUUUCUUUCUCUUAUAUUACCCAUAAAAUACAAAAGAAUGGUUGUUUUCCCAUUUUUCUGACUCAGAAUACAAAAGGACUGGCAGGUGGAAGGAGGGGAAGGACACGACAAAUGCAGGACCACCACCAUACCUCUGCAUUCUCAAGUUCCACUGCCACUUCCACUCCACCUGGAGUGCUGUGCUCUCCUCUGCAGCUCCCAACAUAAGAAGGAUGUGGACAUGCUGGAGCCCAGAAGAGGCCACCCAGAUGAUCAGAGGGUUAGAACACAUCUACAAAGACAGGCUGAAAGAGUUGAGGUUGCUCAGCCUGGAAGAUAGAAGGCUUCCAGUACCUACAAACAACCUUCCAGUACCUACAAGAAAGUUGAAGAACAUCUUCCUAGGGCUUGUGGUGACAGGCCAAAGGGGAGUGGCUUCAAACAAAGAGGAUAGGCAUGGAUUAGGUAUGAGGAAGAAAUUCUUUGCUGUGAGAGUGGUUAGACACUGGACUAGUUUGCUCAGCAAAGUUGUGAAUGCCUCAUCCCUUGAAGUGUUCAAGGCCAGACUGGAUGGGGCUCUCAGCAACCUGGUCUAGGGCAAGGAGUCCCUGCACACAGCAGGGGUGUGGAACAAGAUGAUCUUUAAGGUCCCUUCCAUCCCAAACCAUUCUAUGAUUCUGUGAUUCUAGCUAAAAAUACAGAAAAGGGAAAAUAUUUGCAUGCUAACAGAUGAUUCCCUUUACACAUCUACUUUCAAGUCUUCCAGUCCCAGACUACAAGCCCAGAAGAGAAAGACAAGGCUGCAUACUGGGGGAAGAAUAAAAUAUAUUAAGUUUAAUGUUUUGAAGCCCUGGGAAUGUAGUUACUGCUGCUGCUGCCCUCUGUGUUUGCCUUUUGAGUCAAUUAUAUAUCUUUAGUGAAAUAUAUGAAUUGCCACACUACAGCCUUGGUAAGUGUCCACAUACUGAAAAAAUAAAAAAUAGUAAUUCUAGAAGGAACUACAUUGCAUCUACCAGUGAUUGGCCUCUAUGUAAUAAUGAAGAAAGAUAACUGGGAUUUAAAACAUGAAAAAAAUUAACUGAUAGGAAGUUUCUAGGGGAAGCACAGAAUCCAUUACAUUUUUUAAUAUUCUUUAAGCUAUAUGAUACACUUAUACAAGGAGAAAUGUUGUCAGAAGUACUAGAAUUUUUCCCAUGUCCACUUAUAGUUUUUGUUUCAAUCCCACAGAACACCUAAUUAAGCCCUCAGUAACAUAAAUCAUUAUUUUUAAAAAAAUGUGGUAAUUAAAAUUUUAUUUCUGGCUAUUUUAUUAAACUAACCAUUAAAAAUUCAUCACUUGUUCAUAAAUAGAAUGUGCAGCUGACAAAUGAUAUGCCUAUGUCCUGAAGACAGCCUACCGGUCAAAAUAUCUUUGUAUGAAUUAAGGAAAUAUAAAAUUGGAAACAUGGGACAGUUUUUUGAUAACUGUGAUAGAAAAGAAAACUGUGAUGGACAUUCCUAUUCUUUUCAGGAAUCACCAUUUUCAAGUGUAGACUAACAGUUUCUUGCUAUCACCAUUUCAUUACAAAUGUAAGCAAUGUAAAACUCACAGAUACAAAGUUCAUAUGUGAUUUAUAUGGCUUUAAUAUGGGAUGAAAUAAUAUUUUUUCCUAUGCUGGAAAAACAGCUGGAAUAUAAUAUGCUCAUAUAAUGUUUAUUCAACGGACAUGCACACAAUGUGAGAGAAAAGAUUUGUCUCUAUCCUUGCCAUGUUUUGGAAAAAUACUUGACUGUGUUUUCUUAUGUGGUGUUACAUAAUAAUUUUUAUAACAAUGGCAUCCAUUUUCAUAACCAGACACUUUUAUUAUCUCAGUACUUGUUAUGAUUAUCUGUACUCAUUAUGUAUGACUUUACUUAUUCUCCUUCUAUGGAUGUAAAGAGCAAACCCUGCUUACCACAUGCUCUGAGUUUGCCUUGCAGACCAGCGAAUCAUGGUUGUGAUAUAAACCAAUGGUUGAAUGAC
Lonchura striata (white-rumped munia) is the source of this 9629-nucleotide messenger RNA. RefSeq names its product somatostatin receptor 1 (gene SSTR1). The record is from RefSeq and is a predicted model, not a curated record. Gene Ontology annotation, molecular function: somatostatin receptor activity; neuropeptide binding. Lineage: Eukaryota; Metazoa; Chordata; Aves; Passeriformes; Estrildidae. Gene Ontology annotation, biological process: cellular response to estradiol stimulus; neuropeptide signaling pathway. Gene Ontology annotation, cellular component: neuron projection; plasma membrane.